This is a messenger RNA of Eurytemora carolleeae, 2644 nucleotides long. It is a transcript of the gene trbd, whose product is annotated as ubiquitin thioesterase trabid. Bases 200 to 2236 code for a protein of 678 amino acids. The transcript is spliced from 19 exons. Lineage: Eukaryota; Metazoa; Arthropoda; Copepoda; Calanoida; Temoridae. Gene Ontology annotation, biological process: positive regulation of Wnt signaling pathway; cytoskeleton organization; protein K33-linked deubiquitination. Gene Ontology annotation, molecular function: K63-linked polyubiquitin modification-dependent protein binding; cysteine-type deubiquitinase activity. The record is from RefSeq and is a predicted model, not a curated record. Gene Ontology annotation, cellular component: nucleus; cytoplasm.
AAAAUACCCUGUCUUAAAUUUUGAGCUCAGAAGUAAUUUAUUUAGAUCUAUUCGGUGUACUCAAUGCUUGAGUCCUAGGAAGAAGGUUUCCCCAUCUCUCUCCAGAAACUCUCCUGGUUCUCCCCGUAGUUCCCCUCUGCCCCCUUCCAGCUCCCCUGUCCCCCCUGCUACUAUCUCAAAUGUGAACCGUGCCAACGCGAUGAGAUCACUAGCUGACCAGCUGCAACCUCUUCAUAUAUCAGUAACUCCAACCAAUACAGGUAACAACUCUACGGCAGAGACGAGUUUAAGUCCCGCCCCCUCCUCCUCAGCGAAGUGGGCGUGUCUGGUUUGUACCUACGUUAACUGGCCAAGAAGUCUACGCUGUGUCCUGUGCUCCACUGUAAAGGGGCAGAACGUCCCUGACCCCCUUGUAUCCUUAGCUGGAGCCCCUGAGCAACGAAUACCUGAUCCAACCCCUGCCAGAGACUCACCUUCCCCUGAAGGUGCGUCAAUGCGUCGACUAGACGCCAGCUCCGCCAUGCAUAGUCUGGAAAACAGACGAAACUUAAGUAGGCAGAGUUCAGACAAUAAAAUAGACAUUCUUAGUCAACAGGGUUUAGAAAACUCAUCGGAACUAAUCCGGCAUAGUACAGAUAUAAAAUCUGGCCUUGUCCGUCGUGCUUCCGAAAACAAACGAACCAACCAGGCUGACACCAACGAUGCAGAUAAUCAGAGUUUAGACAACCGCCUGACCUCCCUAGCAGAGUCCAGAGAUCGGUGGACCCCAGACCAAUCAGGUUCAGGGUCUGGAUCCGUGGCUGGGGCAGCAGGUUCUAAUAAUCUAGAAUAUGAGAAGAGACUUCGUCAGCUCAGGCGACGAAUGCGUGAGACUGACUGGGCGUGGGUAUCUGCGUGUAUGGGCGUGGUUGAAGGCGAUAUCUGCCCUGUGGAGGCGUAUCUUAACUCAGGCGGAGAUCCAACCAGGAAGUUAACCCAAGGUGAGGCUGGUAUGCUGGGUAGACCUGGUAUAUUUGAACCUGGUCAUACUUUGGUUCAUUUAGCAAUCAAAUAUCACAGGGAGGAUCUACUAGCAACACUACUCAGCCAGAUGGAGGGGUUGAGUAACCCAGCUGUGAAACGAGUACCAUCAUAUGUAGCUCCAGACCUAGCUGCCGCAAUCAGGAGACAGUUAGCUCUCUCACUUAGGCAUCGUAAAGGUGGUUUUCCCUGUUUUUAUCUGUCCGACUGCGCCACCUAUACACUUCCACCAGAACUAGAGGAUCUGCCUCGCAAUGUCCAGGAGCAACUGUACAACGAGCUGCUGGAUAAGGAUGCUAAAGCAGAAUUGGAGAGUGAGCUUUGUAUAAACUGGAGUGAAGAGAUAACUAAUGUGUUGGGAAGCAGACUGUUCCCUUUAUGGAACCGGUCUGCAGGAGACUGUUUGCUAGAUGCUGCAUUACAGGCGACCUGGGGUGUUUUUGACAGGGAUAAUAUGCUAAGAAGAGCAUUGGCAGAUAGUUUAACAGAAGCAGGACAUGUAUUUAAUCCCCGUUGGAAGGAGUGGGAGACUAGACAAGCUCAGGAACUCGGGUUCUCAUUGGCUGACAGUCAGUGGGACUCGGACUGGGCAGACCUUCUCAGUCUGGCUGGUCAGCCUGGAGCUAGUCUAGAGCAGACGCAUAUAUUCUGCCUGGCACAUGUACUGCGCCGACCUAUAAUUGUGUACGGGGUGAAGUACGUAAAGUCCUGGCGGGGUGAGAACCUCGGGUACGCAAAGUUUGAAGGAGUUUAUUUACCUCUCCUGUGGGAUCCAGGUUUCUGCUACAGGUCUCCGAUUGCUCUGGGGUACACCAGGGGCCACUUCUGUGCGUUAGUUCCCCCUGAACCUGACCUUAGUUGUGGUGGGGCAGGGGGUGGAGCUGCACCCCUCACCCCUCCAACUGUUUGUGCAUAUCUACCCCUUGUCUCAAGGGAACAGGAGAUGUUACCCCUUCAUUUUACAUCAAGGGGUGAGGUAGGGAGAGAGGAGGAAAUAUUGAAACAGUGGAUGGAUGUUGGUAUAACAGAAGCAGGAAUAAUGGUUGCUCAGCAGACGAUAGCUCGACCCCCUCUACUUGUUGCUCAGAUGACAGAGGAAUGGUUGAACUAUUAUAGAAAAAUUGCACAGAGUACCUCCGCCCCGGUGGCUGGGCGGAGCCAGCUCUCCGCCAGGAUAGAGCUGGAGUCAUCGGAGGAGAGUACAGAUGACGAUUGAUUUAUUGUCCGCCGGUUAAUAGACGAUGAUUAAAAUAUCGUCCACCGGAGAACUGUCCAAUCAUCUAGGAUCACUAGUCAAGCCAUUGUGUCGAGAUUCAAAUGUUAUUUGUAUCAAUUUGUAAUUUAGUAUCAUGUGUACCAUCAUCUAUAUUCAACCUGAAAAGGAGUGACUGGCUAGCCAGUCUCUCUCCCUUUAAAUUUAUUUGCUGAGUAGUACAUCAAUAGAUGGAUCAUAGUAUAGAACCUGAUUAGAAGUAGAAUAUAUAGAAUGUUAUAUAUAUUUGAAUAGAUACUUAAUAAUAAGAAAGAAAAAUUCAAAAGUUGAUUAAAAUGUCCUGGCGAUACCUAUUUCCUUUUAUAUAUCUUUAAAUUAAAGAUCUUUCAUCAUUUCAAAUUUAAUUCUAAA